CCCCCUUGUGAGAAAACAAAGAUCGUUUUUGACAGAGAUCGUUUGACAGUUUUUGUUGAAAUUCGUUUGUUUUCAGUUCGUAGAAACUGGUAAGACUAGCAAGUUUUAUUCCUUAUUAAUGUAUAUUUGAUAUAUUUUAUUGUGUAUCAUAAGCUUGGUUUCCGUAUGGUCGUAUAUAAAACGGUAGUAAAUAUUGAGUCACGAUAUGUCGACAUUUCUCAAUUCUCAUCAGAUGAAAUACAAUAUUUUAGAACUGAAAAUACGCGGAGUGAUUAUAACUAGAGAAUACUUAUGAUUUGUAUGUGGUUUACAGGUAUAAACUAUCAUAAACUGGCCGUUGAGAAAGAUCGUGAUUCUAUUUUUACGACCAUUUGGGAUUUAUACGGAAAGUAUAUAUAAUUUUCUGCUGGCUGAGGAACGAACAGGGUUUAGGCUUUCGCGCAUGCACAAAGCCAAAUGACCUUUAAAAAAAGGCCAAAUUCUACUAAAUAAGGCCAAAUUUCAUUUUUUUGAGAAAAGCCAAAAAAGAGCCAAAUCUUAUCAAUAUUUUCGACGUACAUUGGUCAGGUUAUCUCUACUCUCUAGGGUUAGAGAAGUGCAGUAUGUUGAUAGAUAAAAAAAUUCAAAUUUUAAAGCAAAUUUUGUCAUUUUUCGGGAUGGACCUCUGCGAAGACAUUGCCAAAGGUUCCAACCCUCCCGAUUUGAUCGGGUGGCUCCCGAUUUCUUGGCAAAUCUCCCGAUUUAUAUUUAAACCUCCCGAUUUUAUGAAUGAAAAGAAAAAAUGUUACUUUUUCUAAAAGAAUCCUUGUAAAAGUCGUUUGCGUACGGUAAAAACGGUUAUACGAUCGACAAAAAAGCGGUAUUUCGCCAAGAGGGGUGUUUUGUACGACAAUGUUUCGUAAUAUUUCGCAUGAAAGGCGGAAAUUUACAGUUGUUGUAUUCACGAGUCUCGGAAUCAAGAAAUGGCGCUUCUGAAAGAAAGUUUAAAUUUUCUAAAUUUUCUACCCAGUCACACUAGAGGUCAACAUUUUCUUGCCUUUACCAGACCUCCCGAUUUUUGGAGAUGUCAAGUUGGAACGUCUGCAUUGCUACAAUGUUGUCAUUGGUUAGUUUUUCGGCUUUACGAUUGGCUGAAUUCCUGAGAUCUUAUUGAGUGUCAAUAAAAUUUGGUUAUCCUCUGUCAAUGAUACACAAUUCUUACAUUCUUCCAUGUUGCUUUAUGGUUUACGUUCCUCCAUAAUAAAUUAAACUAAAAAAUAGUGAAAAUUCCUCUCACUUGAUAAAAAAGCCAAAAUAGAGCCAAAAGGCCAAACAUUUUUUCAAGGCCAAACAAGAAAUAAAAAAGCCAAAAUCGAGUUAUUUGGCCGCAAAAAGGCCAAGUUACCAACCCUGGGAACGAACGAAGCAGAAAAUGUUCUCAGUCUCGCACACUGCUGGGGGCCAGCCCGAUUAAUGUAAUCGGGCGGUGUGGGUUGGGGAAGCACGAUUGUGGUUAUGUUUCCAUGUCAUGCAAUCACAAAACCUAAUCCCUAACCCCUCUGCCCUAACCUUAGCCUCCUAACCAGUGCUCCUAACCAAUCGUAUUUCGUGACUUUGGUUGUUGCCAUAUCGUUGCUUGUUGUUCCAUUCCCAACCUCAUUCCCAGGGCCUGGGAACAAGGUUGCUCGACCUCUUUCCGUUCCUAGCAUAGUUAAUUUUUUACUAGUAUUAAACUUACUACUAAAGUGGUUCUUUUCAAACCUGGUAUAAAGAACUUGUUGUGCAUUUUAGAUCGAUUAUUUUUUGUUUGUUUUUUUGUAAUUGUAUGUAGCAUAUUUAGCUUUGUUGGCUUACUUGGCUAAUAGUAAUAAUUGUCAAGCUUGCGGCCGAUGUCCGAUGGCUGCAGCAGCUCCCAGCUGUGUGUGAGAACUAGGCUUUAGCAUACAGUAAAACCCCGCGUAGAUUGAACCUAGAUUGUAAGAACCUGUUAGGCUAUAGUUGCUUUAAUUUAUACCCCCUCGACAACAAUUUUGGAAAGUUUCUCCGGAAAAUUUUUUUUGACAACGCGGGCACAAUCCGAAAAAAUCGGGCAAAUUUCUUUCUGCCCCCCUAAUUUUUUCCUUCCCAUAUGCCCAUGCUUAUAUCUCAUUCACAACACUUCUCUACUCCACAGAUUUGCUCUUUCAAAAUGGCUUUUGCACAAUGGUUAGCCAUCUUAAUCCUUGGUUUGCUUCCUGCACUAUGUUCAGCCACAGUCAAACUAGACGGCCAAGGACAGUCAUUCUCCUCUGUUAUCAAACAGUUUGAGUACAGUACACGUGGCAAUGAACUAACAUUGUUUGAAAAGAAAUCUGUUGAUGAACCUGGAUACGUUACAGAACAGUGGUUUACUGGUGGACCAUUUGACCAGUAUGCAAGAAUACGGAUAUACAUUGAUGGUGAAAGUGAAGCCUCGUUAGAUUUCAACGUCAGUAUGAGCGGUGCUGUUGAUGCGGCUGCCGAGAGAAAGACACCAUGGUCUACUAGAAUGUUUGGUCGUUUGGCUAAUAAUGGUGGCUUUUUUAAUACGUUUAGAAUACCUUUUUCAUUUCAUAUAAGAAUAACUCUGACCAAUACUCAUAGUACCGGCGCACUUUGGUGAGUAAAAUAAUGUACUGACUGUAAAACAACUUAAUAAGCCUUUGGAUGCCAGCACUCUUCCCUUGACGAGUAAAAUUGUCUGGCAUAAGAUAGAGUAAAAUAAUAAUGUUAGGGCAUGUUUGGAUGCAUGGCAGCUUAAUGGCAGAUAGUCUGUUUAACCCAUUGAGCAUCAAUGCUCUCCCCUUGACAAGUAAAAUUGUCUGGCGGUAGACAGAGUAACAAUUAAUAAUAGUAACAAAUUAUUUCAUUUCGCCUUUUUCCUUUCCACGGAUGUUUCCCUUUGGAAUGAUUCCAGCUAUUGACUAAUUUUUCAUCUAGACAAGAAGGACGAAUUCUAUCAUGAUUAUACUAGCUCAAAAGCACAUCCUAAAAUUAGUAAAAUGGCAAAGUUUGGUUGCGAAAUGUUGUAAAAUACGGAAAAUAUAGCCCUGUGGAAUUAGCAAAUUUUGAGUAUUAAAUAUGUAAUACUAAAAUACUCAAAAUUUGCUAAUUCCACAGGACUAUAUUUUCCGUAUUUUACAACAUUUCGCAACCAAACUUUUACUCAUUUUAGGACAGGGUGUUAGCCAGGAUUUCAAAAGUGGCCGUCCAAAAUAAUUUUGUGGGUGUGGCAACAUAUUUUUGUGGGCGUGGUCACAUGUUUUUGGGUGUGGCCGCAAUUUCCUGUUGUUGAGGAAUUGUGGUGUUUUAUUUGUUGAACCACAGUUAAUAGAUCUAGAGGUUGAACCAUUCUACUUUUAGUUUUAGAUGCACAUUUCCGUCAUUAAAUUAGUAAAAGCACUGACGUAUGGUAUGAUCACUACCGUAACUGUAAUGUGGCACUUGAGUGAUAAAGCGAUUGCUGUUUUUUAAAACAGCGGUUUCACAUUAUUCUCCUUGAUACUUCAUGUGAGAAUCAUCAAAAUGGUUACAAAAACAUGGCGCGUUUUACAAAAAUAUGGCGCGAAGUAUUCAAGAAAUAUUACAAAGCUUGUAGGUUGCUAUUUAAAGAAAAUAUUCCCUUAGGCCGUCCAUUAAAAUUUAGCAGUCUAAAUUCAGAAGUGGCCGUCCAUAGGACGGUCGGGCGGCCGCCUGGCUAACACCCUGUUUUAGGAUGCUCUUUUGAGCUAUAAUGAUAUAUUUUGUCCUUCUAGUCUGGAUAACAAAAUAUUCGAAGCUGGAAUCAUCUAUUUCCUGCAUACCAUCAGAUGUUGCCAUUUUCAAAUUGUCAAUUGUACCACAUUAGGAAUGUAUAGUCACAUUGGGCUAUUCCAAUUAUUAUUCGCACCCCCCUGUUGAGGAACCUUGGAAUUUCCAGGGGAGGGCGUGUAUUAACCUUGGAAUUUCCAGGGGAGAGGUGCAUUAACUUUAAAUUUCCAGGGGAGGGAAUUAAUACAUUAACCCUGGAAUUUCCAGGGAAGGGGGCAUUCAGGCUCUGGAUUUCCAAGGGGAUGAGUAAUUCUCACAUGGAAUUUUCAAAGGGAGGGGUAAAUUUGAUGGGAUGGAAAUUCCAUGGGAGGACAUUUGUUAGAGGGAAAUUUCCGGGAGUAAAUGUCCCAUGAUGGAAAUUCCAUAGGGAGGGGUAAUUUGCACAUGGAAAUUCCAUGGACAGGGCCAAAUUUUAAAUGGAAAUUCCAUGGGGAAGGCCUAAUUUAAGAUGGAAAUUCCAUGGGGAAGGGUAAUUUUUACAAGGAAAUUCCAUGGGGAAGGGGUAAAUUUUACAUGAAAAUUUGCGGAAAUUCCAGGGGAAGUACCGACAUGAGAAAGGGGUUCCUCAACAGGGGGGUGCAGAUAAUAAUUGGAAUAGCCAUUCCUGAAUGUUUUGACACAAAAACAUUACACUUCUUUUGAGUGAAAGGAAGGAUCUGUCAUUUUGGUGAUUCCAUUAAUGUUUUUAAUUUUUCCCAAGGUAUAUUGUGCGAGGAUUGCUUGGUGUUAAAUUAGCGGUUGGGUCAUUUGAAUUGCCAAACAAAACAAGACUCCGGGUUUACAAACAGGACAAGGUCAUAGCUCCAUUUGACUUUGUGACCCUUUCGAAUACGAGUAACAAGUCUGGAAUGUUAUUCCUUGUCACAUUUGACAUUCGUAGCGAUACAGCCACAUUUAUGGAGGGAUGCGUGCGUGCAAAGAUCGACAAUUCUGACGAAAUUACAUUUCUCUCCUCUGGCACGGAAGAUUUUUUCCUAUCGGCAUUCUACUUCAAUGAUAAUUCUUAUGAAGGCUUUCAAUCUGGACUAACUUACAAACCUACAAAUACAAAUUAUACUCAAGUUGUUGCAUAUAAAUUUUUUCUGGACGACCCUAUCUUGUUCAAAGACUCGUUUCAAUUGAUCUGGCGAAAUAAUGAGGUGCUUGGUGGUGAAAAAGGAUGUCCUGAUCGAUUUCCAGCAUACUUAAAGGGAGAAGGCAAACCCACCGACACUUUUCCAGGAAAAAAGAGGCAGUGGGCUUCUAUGAACACGGCACCUAAGAAAGCCUAUAUACGGAGUUAUGUUUGGGUGUAUGAGUGGUAGUUUUGUUUCAAUGUUAGAUUGUUUUUAAUAAUGUUGAAUUAAUUAAUUGCACAGAGUAGGUUUGUAUUCAGUAUGAUAACAUUUCGUAGAAUAAUUAUAUCAUUUUUCUCUGCUUAUGUAGUAAACAGGACCCCACUGAAAAACACUUUGGUGAUGUGGGUAUCCUGGAUAAAUAUGAAGAUAAUAAUAAUAAUAAUAAUAAUAAAACCCAGUAGUAUUAUUAAGUAUUAAGUGUUUGUAAACGUUUGGCCAAUCAUUUGCACUUUGAAAACUUGUCAAAUGGAGUAAGAUAGUUAAUGAAAUGGAAAAACACAAGAGACAAAAGGCUCUUUCAUUUUCCAAUUAAAUAAUCAUUGUUCAUUUUAUACAUGUAUUAUCUGUAUUGAAAUAAUAUAACAAUUGGGGUAUUCUCCAAUAUAGUGUGUAAUAAUUAAUAAACUACAUUAUGUAAUAUUUGCCUUAAUAUUUUGCCCACAGUAGGCUACUUGCUAAAAUUGUAUUUUCCCAAUUGGAAAAAUAAUAAUACUGUAAUUACUACCAAUUCAUGUUAAUAGUGGUGGAUUUUGACUCAGUUCUAUAUCUGCAGCCCUGGUGGCAUUCAAUGGAUUCACCUUGCUAUUCUUAAUACCAUAACCAAGAUAGAUAACUAGACCUAAAGAAAAGCACAGGUUAUUAUUAUAUUUAUAUUUAUCCAGGAUACCCACGUCACAGAAGUGUUUUUCAGUGGGGCCUGCAUUAUAAAUUUCAACUUCAAUACAUAUAUAUUACAAAAUAACAUGAAAAUCUACAAUAACAUGUGUUAACAUACUUAUACUAUAUAUAUACAAAACGUUUAUAAAUAACAUUGUGGGAAAUAUGCAGCUUUGGUGAGAAAGUAGGUAGGGGUGCACCGGAACUCGGUUCAGGUGCACCCCUAAUGUGGUGCACUCAGGUAUUAUAAACUCGAACAAUCUGUGCCAGUGGUGGGUAGUGACAAAAAUAACAGAAAAUUGAGAUGAAUAGGGAUUCAACUACCUGAAAAAUAUGAGUAAAACUGACAUUUCAAGCCAAGGCCCUUCGUUGGGAAGUUUCUGACAAAGGGCCUUUGCUCGAAACAUGUCAGUUUUACUAGAAUCAUGUGUUAACCCAUUAAGUAUUUGCAUUGUGCCCCAAUGCACCCUACUUUAUUAUUUUAUUCUGUCUAACACCAGAUGAUUUUACUGUCAAGGAAAAAGUGCAUGCUAGUGCCCAAUGGGUUAAUUUAUAAUAAGACAAUUUUUGACAGUAUUACACAAGUGUGCCUGUCCUUUUUGUCCACAUUUUUUGCUUUUUUCUCUCACUUAAUUGGUUAUAUAUUUAAUAAAUAUGUACAAAUAUAUAUUGAAAGUUAACCAGUCAGCAAAGGAGGACUGAAGUGCCCAUGCAAGGUGCCCUCCCAUUAAAAUAAAACGUGAAUAGUAAUCAACAUCAACCAGCUUGAUUGAUUUGUAACCUGAGUUAAGUAAUGGGUUAACUGGUUAAGCAUGGUGCAUUGUGGCUUGCUGGGGUGAAUAAGACCUAUCCUACCAUUUCAAAUACAUACCAAAUACAGUAUUGAUGACAAACAGUAUCCAUGCCCACAUACUAAACUGAAACAUGACAAACGUACAUGCAGCAAAGCAGACAGUCGGCAGCAUUGGAAACAUUGGGAUUGUAAAUGGAAAUUUUAAUAUUUGAUGCGGGGUUCUGUAUAUAACCACCAUAGAUGCCAACAGUGGGAUGGUGAAAAUAAUACUUAGGGCAACAAAGAGGGGUGUUUCGAGUUUGUAGGAUAUCCCAAAACGAAUAACCAAAGAUAUACCAGCUGAUGAUAGGAAUAGUACUACUAAUGCAAUUAUAAUUGUUGACUUGGCUUUUCUUCCGAAUAAAAUGUUCAUUUGUGAUAACAGUGGAUGACCAUUCAUUAAGUUGUCUGUAGCUGAAGCAAUUUGAUGCGACUCUGUACUGUUAGGUUGUGCUUCAUCAUCACAAUUAAUGUUCACUACAUCGUUAGCACCAUGUUCUUUGUAUCGUAGCAGUAUCACAGUGAUGGCCAAUGUCACAUAUGGUAUUAAUGCUAGUAUGGAACAUACCUCAAUUAAAAUUGUUAAAUCAACAAAUGCUGUUAGUAUAGUCGCUAUGAAGCCAGUGACCAAAACUGCUUGGAUUGGUACUAAUGAUUGCUGGUUAACUUUGUGAAGAAAACUCACUAGCAAGCCGUCUCUUGCCAUGACGUAUGUUAGACGAGAGUUUGCAUAGCAUGCGGUAAGAACAGAACUAAAACAGGAACAAAAUCCACCAAAUGCUAUGACAUAUUUCGACUGUUUGAAUGCGACCAUUGCAAAAGCAUCAGACAAGGGCGACACUGUCGAUAGUUGGUUAUAUGGGAUGAUCAAAGUUAGUACAGUCCCAAUACAGAAAAAGCAAAUGAAUACACCAAUUAACGAGGCCAUUAUAGACCUAGGUAAAAUUUUCUGUGGGUUUAUAACUUCUUCAGUGGAAAAAGUUAUAGAAACAAACCCAGCGUAGAAAAAUAUGGUAAACGGUAGUGACUUUAGGAUACCGUUAACGCCAUAUGGAGCAAAGUUGUCCCAGCCCGACCAGUGGUCAAAAUCGAUGUAUACAAGUCCAGUAACGAAUAUAAACACGAUGACCAAUAAAUUAAUUGCAACAAUACCAUCGUUGAUCCGCACUGAACUUUGGACGCCCAUUGCAGUAAUAAUGGUUACAAGUAUAAUAAGUGCUGCGGCAACAAUGUUCACAUUGGGGGCAAGCAGGGCAUGGUCAGGUAGGGUGGCAUGAGCAUCCAAAUAAUUGAAUGUAGCUGAAUCAGUAAGUGACCUCAGCAAAUCUGCGGCACCUUGCGCCAGCGUAGCAGUGGCAAUCACAGAACCAAUUAAAAUGGACCAUCCGUCCAGAAAGCCGCAGAGCUCCCCUAAAGCCGAGUACACGUAGUCGUAAUCUGACCCAGAUGUUGGCACGUAGGAGCCAAACUCGGCGUAGCAUAAUCCACUUGCAAAGCACAGAAAAAAGCCAAUUAUCAUUGAGAUGACGAUUGAUGGGCCGCAGAGAUCUCUCGCCACAUUUCCUAAUACAAUAUACAACGCCACAUCGACUGAGCCGCCGACCCCGAGUAAAAAUAGGUCCCAGAAAACUAGACAACGACGUAGCGGCGACUCGAAGGUACUUUCGAUCGCUUUUCGACGAGUAAAUGCUGCA
This is a messenger RNA of Paramuricea clavata, 8327 nucleotides long. The record is from the annotation of a GenBank genome assembly. NCBI's taxonomy places the organism in Eukaryota, Metazoa, Cnidaria, Anthozoa, Malacalcyonacea, Plexauridae.